Molecule: messenger RNA, 3517 nt
Organism: Chinchilla lanigera (long-tailed chinchilla)
Lineage: Eukaryota; Metazoa; Chordata; Mammalia; Rodentia; Chinchillidae
Gene: Gmip
Product: GEM interacting protein
Exons: 21
Coding region: 85-3087 (1000 amino acids)
Biological process (GO): activation of GTPase activity; negative regulation of GTPase activity; signal transduction
Cellular component (GO): plasma membrane
Molecular function (GO): GTPase activator activity
Source: RefSeq, a predicted model, not a curated record
GCGGGGCGGCAGGAAACCGGGCCGGUCCCGCGCGCCCAGCUGUCCAGUCUGGGUCGCCCCGCCGAGCGGUGCCCGCGCCUGGCCAUGGACACCCCAGAGCCAGGUCUCUCCCACCCCACCCACGACCCUAUUAAGGCGCAGAUCGAGCUGCCGGGGGCGGAGGGAGGCAGUGGUCAGGCCGCUAUCACACGCUCCCCAGGGCUCCCCCCGGCUCCGGAGGGCAGGAAGAGGUACAGCGAUAUCUUCCGGAGCCUGGACAACCUCGAGAUCUCGCUGGGGAACGUGAACUUCGAGGUGCUGGCCGCAGACGCUGCACUCCCUGACAGCGCAGAGCCUGCCAAGGCCGCCACGGCCACUGUGACCAGUGAUGCCAGCCGCUGGAGCUGCCCGUCCUCAGAGGGUCCUGCACCCCUGACAGGGGAGGAACUGGACUUGCGGCUCAUUCGGACCAAGGGAGGCGUGGAUGCUGCCCUGGAAUAUGCCAAGAUGUGGAGCCGCUACGCCAAGGAGCUGCUGGCUUGGACAGAGAAGAGAGCCAACUAUGAGCUGGAGUUCACCAAGAGCGUCAUGAAGAUCGCCGAGGCUGGCAAGACGUCCAUCCUCCAGCAGAGCCACAUGCCGCUGCAGUACAUCUACACCCUGUUCCUGGAGCAUGACUACAACCUGGGGGCCCAGGCCCUGGAGACCCUGGCCCAGCAGAAGAGAGACUACUACCAGCCCCUGGCCGCCAAGCGGACGGAGGUGGAGAAGUGGCGGAAGGAGUUCAAGGAGCAGUGGCUGAAGGAGCAGAAGCGGAUGAACGAGGCGCUGCAGGCGCUGCGGCGGGCCCAGCUCCAAUACAUGCAGCGCUGUGAGGACCUGCGGGUGCGCUCGCUGGGGUCCCCCGAGGACCCAGCCCCCCAGGCGUCGCCCGGGCCCAGCAAGCAGCAGGAGCGGAGACGGCGCUCGCGAGAGGAGGCCCAGACCAAGGCGCAGGAGGCCGAGGCUCUGUACCAGGCCUGCGUCCGGGAGGCCAACGCGCGGCAGCAGGACCUGGAGAGCGCCAAGCAGCGGAUCGUGUCGCACGUGCGCAAGCUGGUGCUGCAGGGCGACGAAGUUCUGAGGCGGGUGACCCUGGCGCUCUUCGGGCUGCACAGAAAGCAGGCCGAGCGCGGGCCCCGCUCCUUCGCAGCCCUGGCCGAGUGCUGCGCGCCCUUCGAGCCGGGCCAGCGCUACCAGGAGUUCGUGCGGACACUGCAGCCUGAGGCUCCGCCGCCCCCACCGCCCGCCUUCUCCUUCCAGGAGUUUGCGCCCGCCGGGCCCAGCUUCCCUCUGGACACCAGAAAGAAGCUCUCCGGGCCUCCACCCCUGCGGCUGGACGAGAGCGCCGCCGAGCCGGGCGCGUGGGAGGACGCGGGCGGCGGCUGGCCAGCAGGGACGCUGGGCGCCCCUCCGGGCAGCGAUGCGGACAGCGUGGGCGGAGGCAGCGAGUCUCGGUCCCUGGACUCCCCCACUUCCAGCCCCGGUUCUGCCACGCGGCGGCUGGUGAAGGUGGCAUCCACAGGCACCGAGUCUUCCGACGACUUCGAGGAGCGAGACCCGGACCUGGGGGACGGGCUGGAGAACGGGCUGGGCAGCCCCUUCCGGAAGUGGACGCUGUCCAUCGCGGCUCAGACCCACCGGCUGCGGCGGCUGCGGGGCCCGGCCAAGUGCCGCGAGUGUGACGCCUUCAUGGUCAGCGGGACGGAGUGUGAGGAGUGCUUUCUGACCUGCCACAAACGCUGCCUGGAGACGCUGCUGAUCCUCUGCGGACACCGGCGGCUCCCGGCCCGGACGCCCCUCUUCGGGGUGGACUUCCUGCGGCUCCCCAGGGACUUCCCGGAGGAGGUUCCCUUUGUGGUGACCAGGUGCACAGCCGAGAUAGAGCUCCGCGCCCUGGGCGUGCAGGGCAUCUACCGGGUGAGCGGCUCCCGCGUCCGCGUGGAACGGCUGUGCCAAGCCUUUGAGAACGGCCGCGCGCUGGUGGAGCUGUCGGGGAACUCGCCUCACGACGUCACGGGCGUGCUCAAGCGGUUUCUGCAGGAGCUCACCGACCCCGUGGUUCCCUUCCACUUCUACGACGCCUUCAUCUCUCUGGCUAAGACCCUGCAUGCAGGCCCUGGGGACGGCCCAGGGACCCCCAGCCCCAGCCCCGAGGUUACCCGCUCGCUGAAGACCCUCUUGGGACAGCUGCCCGACUCUAACUACAACACCCUGCGGCACCUGGUGGCCCAUCUGUUCAGGGUGGCCAUGCAGUUCGAGGAGAAUAAGAUGUCUGCCAAUAACUUGGGAAUCGUGUUCGGGCCGACGCUGCUGCGGCCGCCGGACGGCCCGCGGGCGCCUGGUGCCAGCCCUGUCGCCUGCCUGCUGGACUCCGGGCACCAGGCCCAGCUGGUGGAGCUCCUCAUCAAACACUACGAGCAGAUCUUCGGGAUGGACGAGCUCCCGCCGGCCGCCGAGGCCCUGCCCCAGGGCGCCAGCCCAGCCCCAGAGCCCCUCGUCACCAGCCCCCUGCAGGAACCCCCUGUUCCUACAGCGGCCCCACCGCCCCCAGCCGCAGCCCAGGACCUCGGGCCAGACCCCAAGUGCGACAGCGCCCAGGAGAGGCGCUCCCAGGCCACGCCCUCCGAAGCCACGCCCACCGAGACUGCAGCUGUGCAGAGUGACCAAAGCGAAGAAGAUGCCCCGGACCCGAGCGACAGAGCAGGGGAAGUGCCCAGCCACGGCCCUGAGGACUCGCUCCUGGGGACACAGUCCCGCGGUCACUUCAGCCGCCAGCCCGUGAAGUAUCCCCGCGGCGGGGUGCGGCCCGUCACCCAGCCGCUCUCAGGCUUGGCCCUGGUGGCUUCCAAGCUGUGCGAGGAGGCCCCUGUCCCCGCAGUGCCCCGGGGGAGUCCGCGGGCCGCCACCUCCCGCGAGGGCAGCCCCCUGCGCCGCACCCCGCUGCCCAAGCAUUUCGAGAUCACGCAGGAGACAGCGCGGCUGCUCUCCAAGCUGGACAGCAAGGCUGUGCCCAGGACCACCAGCUGCCCACAGCCCCAGCCUGAGGAAGGCGAGGACCACCUCUGACACCCCACCACCAAGGAGCCAGGACGGAGAGGCCAGACCAGGGCCCCCACGGGCAGCUUGCAAACAAAAGGCACAGGGCCAACGCUGGGGCGUUCAGAGUUCCUGUGAGGAGAGACUGCACAGCUGGGGAGAGCCCCAAAACAUUUGCGGGGGCAAUUUCCGUGUCCCAGCAACUCAGCACCAGGCUCGAGCCCCUCAGGGUCGGAGGUCACAGGGGGUACACACUCAGGGUCCAACAGGUCACGAGACCUUUGGGGUGUACCCAGGUCUCUAACUCGGGGACUGGGGUGCCUCUUGCUAUGUCCCUAGUGAUCAUUCAACGCCCCGCCCCCUGACCCCAAGUGACCAACCGGAGGAGGACUCGGGCAACCCAGACCCCCUUCCUGGUGGCGCUCGGGGCUGGUAGUCUGUGAAUAAACUGUAUGGCGUA